CCAUCCAACAGGGAGCGCCGCAGCAGUGGCCUCCAUCUCAGUCCCGCCGCUUUAAUUCAGCGGACAGAAGAAGAACACGAUGCAGAUUCAGCGGAAACAAAGAGACUUUAAACUGAUUUUGUUCUGAAUGAAAAAUGAGUGAAACGUAACCCGUCUGGUGCGGAUCCACCGGAGGACCGUUUCUUCUUUUGCGUCUGAAGCAGCUGCAGCUUCCUCAUGUCGGAGGAGGCUGCAGGACUUGAGGGAAGGCUGGCGGAGGAUGGUGGAGGAGGAGGCAGAGCUGAAGGUGGUGGAGGGGGAAAUGAAGUUGGAGGAGGAACAGGAGAUGGAGCUGAAGAUGUAGAUGUAGAUGCAGGAGUUGGAGGAAGUGCAGAUGAAGGAAAGGUUUUCAUGAAGAUCCCUAAAGGUCCACUUUAUUGUGUCUGCAGGAAACCAGAAAUCAACUGUUUCAUGAUAGGCUGUGACUGUUGCACUGAGUGGUUUCAUGGACGCUGUGUUGGAGUUUCAGAGAAGGCAGCUAAAUCCAUUAGAGUUUGGUUUUGUCCGUUGUGUCGAGACGCAUCUCUGGAGAUUAAAUACCGUCUGAAGAAGACCAUGGAGGAGAAAGAAUUAGAGACGGGAGACGGGAGAUCCACUCCCAAUGCCAGGAUUGACAACCGGCGCGGCUCACAGAUCAAGCGCUCGGCCCGGAUGUGUGGGGAGUGUGACGCAUGCCUGAGGACGGAGGACUGCGCCCUGUGCGACUUCUGUAAAGACAUGAAGAAGUUCGGAGGUCCAAAUAAGAUCCGACAGAAGUGUCGUCAGCGACAGUGUGAGGUCCGAGCUCGGAAGAUGCUUCGCGUCAAAGAGGAGGAGAUGAGUCGCAGCUGCGUCAGGGGGCGUGGCCUGACAAGGAAAGAGGCGGGUCAUCAGACAGAGGAGGACGAGGAGGAUGAGGAUGAAGAGGUGGCCUUCAGCGAGAGCGAGUUGGAGCUCUAUGAGCAGUACAAGGCCGCCGGAUACAGAGACUUGGUGUGGCACAGCGAGGAAGAGGACGCGCAGUCGGACUCUCUGAGAAAGAAGGCGGUGAAGGUGAAACAUGUCAGGAGGCCAGAGAAGAAGACGGAGAAGAAGAAGUCUGUCUCUGGUCCGAAAGAGGAGGCGAAGCCUCGCCGUCACAAAGCCAAGCAGCGCCACAAGGAGCGCGUCCGUCACAGUGAGCGAGGGGGAGAGGGCGGGACUAAGGAGGUAGGCGUAGCGAUGCGCCAGUGUCUGGGACCAGGAUGUGUCGUACCAACGAGGACAAACUCAAAAUACUGUUCUGACGACUGCGGCAUGAAGCUCGCAGCCAAUCGUAUCUAUGAGAUCCUCCCACAGAGGAUCCAGCAGUGGCAGCAGAGUCCGUGCGUUGCCGAGGAAAUGGGGCGAAGACAGUUGGAGCGAAUCAGGAAGGAGCAGCAGGCGUCGAGGCUCCGCCUCACGAUGAUGGAGAAACGCUUCCACGAGCUUGAAGGCAUCAUCGCCAACGCCAAACAGCAGCAGGUCCAACAGCACGAGGAGGUGACUGAAGGGGACGGAGAGGACACAGACCACCAGGUCUUCUGUGUUUCCUGCAGUCACCCCGUCAAUCCAAAAGUGGCGCUGAGACACAUGGAGCGAUGCUACGCUAAGUAUGAGAGUCAGACAUCAUUUGGCUCCAUGUACCCAACGCGAAUUGAGGGGGCGACGCGCUUGUUCUGUGACGUCUACAACCUGCAGAGUCAGACCUACUGUAAGCGGCUGCAGGUCCUCUGUCCCGAGCACUCCAGAGACCCAAAGGUCCCAGCAGACGAGGUGUGUGGUUGUCCUCUGGUGAGAGACGUGUUCCAGCCCACUGGAGACUUCUGCCGUCUCUCAAAGAGAAAAUGUAACAAACAUUAUUGUUGGGAGAAGCUGCGGCGAGCCGAAGUGGACCUUGAGAGAGUCCGCGUGUGGUAUAAGCUGGACGAGCUGUUUGAGCAGGAGAGGAAUCUGAGGACGGCGAUGACGAACCGAGCCGGAUUAUUGGCUCUGAUGCUUCACCAGACCAUCCAACACGACCCAAUCACAACGGACCUGCGCUCUGCCAAGGACAGGUAGACAGGCAGGUAGACAGACAGGUGGACAGACAGGUGGACAGACAGGUGGACAGGCAGAUCCAAAGUGAAUGUGUUUUAAAGCACAGAAAAAAAGAUGGCGUCCUCGUCUCAUGAAUAAUUAUGAGACUCUGUUGUUAUUUUGGAGAAGUUGAAACAGUUGAAACACAUCCUGAAACCUUUUUUGGACGUCUUCGAUGUGUUUACAUGUUAUAUUGUGAAUAUUCAGGAAAUAUAUUCAUGUUUUUAUACUGUUUUAUUCCUGAAGUACGACAUUCAUCAGAGAUCCAGUUGAAGCUGUUACUGUUGAUGAAACACUAGAAUCAAGCGUUUCAUACAUUAUUCUGCACAUCAAUAAUUCAGAUGGCCCUUUCACAAUAAGAGCUCAAUGUUGGCCAAUUACUUAUUACUACCUUCUGUGUGGAGUCUGCAUGUUCUCCCCGUGUCUGUGUGGUUCUCUCCGGGUUCUUCGGCUUCGCCCACAGUCCAGAGACCUGCUCUGGGCAUCAGGUUUAGAGGAGGUGUGUGAAUGUGAGUGUGAAUGGUUGUGUGUCUCUGUGUAGCCCUGUGAUUGGCUGGUGACCAGUCCAGGAUGAACCCGUCUAUCACCUGAAGUUGGCUGUGACAGACUCCAUCCCCCCGCGACGCUGUGGGCAGGAUAAGUGGUUUGCAGAUGGAUGGAUGGAUAAAAUGUCUAUUUCUUUCUCUGUAUUUAUUCAUAUGAUUGUGUUUAUUAAAUAUUUAACACUUUGUUAAUGAUACACGUGUAGAUAGUAAGAACUAAAACGUAUGUUUUUCUUUUAUCUAAUUUUAUACCCAAAUGUUUCAUUUUUUAUUUUUUGCCCAUGUUGUUUCAAAAUGUUUAAUUAACCUCUGAUAGUUUCAUAUUUUUCUCCUGUCUUUGUUAAACAUUUUUUUGCUAUUUGUGGUGAUUAAAUUGUUGAUAAAAAGA
This is a messenger RNA of Gasterosteus aculeatus aculeatus (three-spined stickleback), 3045 nucleotides long. Lineage: Eukaryota; Metazoa; Chordata; Actinopteri; Perciformes; Gasterosteidae. The record is from RefSeq and is a predicted model, not a curated record.